Dothidotthia symphoricarpi CBS 119687 is the source of this 978-nucleotide messenger RNA. RefSeq names its product DUF706-domain-containing protein. Gene Ontology annotation, cellular component: cytoplasm. Lineage: Eukaryota; Fungi; Ascomycota; Dothideomycetes; Pleosporales; Dothidotthiaceae. The record is from RefSeq and is a predicted model, not a curated record. Gene Ontology annotation, biological process: inositol catabolic process. Bases 1 to 978 code for a protein of 325 amino acids. Gene Ontology annotation, molecular function: iron ion binding; inositol oxygenase activity. The transcript has a single exon.
AUGGCACCAGGCGCCAUCUUCGAGGAGCCCAAUGUGGCUGAGCCAUUCAACAACCGCGAUGGUUCAGCCCUUGAGGCCACUUCCGACCUGAUCGACGAUGUAAACGUUCUCAAGGCUGCCAUGAAGGUGAAGAACGGCACCGCCACACAAGAAGAGAAGGACAUCUACGAGCGAUCUGAGUUCGACGCCGAGAAAGACAAGACACAAUUCAGGCAGUACGAGGACGCAUGUGACCGUGUCAAGAAUUUCUACCGCGAGCAGCAUGAGAAGCAGACUGUGGCCUAUAACCUAAAGGCUCGCAACCACUUCUACAGCAAGACACGUGCCGAGAUGACCAUCUGGGAGGCAAUGGAGAAGCUCAACACACUGAUCGACGAGAGCGACCCCGAUACAUCCCUCUCCCAGAUUGACCACCUCCUCCAAUCCGCCGAGGCCAUCCGCCGUGAUGGGAAGCCCCGCUGGAUGCAACUCACAGGCCUGAUCCACGAUCUUGGCAAGCUCCUCUUCUUCUACGACGCCGAGGGCCAGUGGGACGUAGUCGGUGACACAUUCCCCAUCGGCUGCGCCUUUGACAAGCGAAUCAUCUACCCCGAUACAUUCAAGAACAACCCAGACUACAACAACGAGAUCUACAGCACAGAACACGGCAUCUACGUCCCAGGCUGCGGCAUGGACAACGUCAUGUUGAGCUGGGGACACGAUGAGUACCUAUACCACAUCAUGAAGGAGCAGUCAACCAUUCCUGAUGAGGGCCUUGCCAUGAUCCGCUACCACUCUUUCUACCCAUGGCACAAGGAGAAUGCGUACAGAUGGAUGAUGAACGAGAAAGAUGAGCGUAUGCUGGAGGCUGUCCGAGCGUUCAACCCAUACGAUCUGUACAGCAAAAGCGAUGAUGUGCCCAAGGUGGAGGACCUGAAGGAGUACUACAUGGACAUUAUCGACGAGUUCAUUGGCAAGGACAAGAAGAUCAGGUGGUGA